Molecule: messenger RNA, 1664 nt
Organism: Balaenoptera ricei (Rice's whale)
Lineage: Eukaryota; Metazoa; Chordata; Mammalia; Artiodactyla; Balaenopteridae
Gene: TOM1
Product: target of myb1 membrane trafficking protein
Exons: 15
Coding region: 84-1565 (493 amino acids)
Biological process (GO): signal transduction
Cellular component (GO): membrane; endosome
Molecular function (GO): phosphatidylinositol binding; ubiquitin binding; clathrin binding
Source: RefSeq, a predicted model, not a curated record
CGCAUCACGUGACGGGUCCGGCGCUGGCGGUUGCUGUCAGCUGAUUCCCCGGCUUGGUGGCAGUGGCAGCGGCAGCCGUGGCGAUGGACUUUCUCCUGGGGAACCCGUUCAGCUCUCCAGUGGGACAGCGCAUCGAGAAAGCUACAGAUGGCUCCCUGCAGAACGAGAACUGGGCACUCAACAUGGAGAUCUGCGACAUCAUCAAUGAGACCGAGGAAGGUCCCAAAGAUGCCUUCCGAGCAGUGAAGAAGAGAAUCGUGGGGAAUAAGAACUUCCACGAGGUGAUGUUGGCUCUCACGGUCUUGGAAACCUGCGUCAAGAACUGCGGACACCGCUUCCACGUGCUGGUGGCCAGCCAGGACUUCGUGGAGGGCGUGCUGGUGAGGACCAUCCUGCCCAAGAACAACCCGCCCACCAUCGUGCACGACAAGGUGCUCACCCUCAUCCAGUCCUGGGCUGACGCGUUCCGCAGCUCGCCCGACUUGACAGGUGUGGUCGCUGUUUACGAGGACCUGCGGAGGAAGGGCCUGGAGUUCCCCAUGACCGACCUGGACAUGCUGUCCCCCAUCCACACGCCCCAGAGGACCGUGUUCAACUCAGAGACACCGUCAGGACAGAAUUCUUCUGUGGGCACUGAUGCCAGUCAUCAAGGGGACUCCGGCCAGCACACCACCCCGCUGCCCACCUUGGCCCUACUCCCCAGCGACACACCCAUAAUGCCAACCGCUGAGCAGAUUGCGAAGCUGCGCAGUGAGCUGGAGAUGGUGAGUGGGAACGUGAGGGUGAUGUCGGAGAUGCUGACGGAGCUCGUGCCCACGCAGGCGGAGCCGGCAGACCUGGAGCUGCUACAGGAGCUCAACCGGACGUGCCGGGCCAUGCAGCAGCGGGUCCUGGAGCUCAUCCCCCGCAUCGCCAGUGAGCAGCUGACCGAGGAGCUGCUCACCGUCAACGACGACCUCAACAACGUCUUCCUGCGCCACGAACGGUUUGAACGCUUCCGAACAGGCCAGAACGCCAAGGCCCCAAGCGAGGCCGAGGCGGCCGCUGACCUGAUCGACAUGGGCCCUGACCCUGCAGCCACCAGCAGCCUCUCGUCCCAGCUGGCGGGAAUGAACCUGGGCUCCAGCAGCGUGAGGGCUGGCCUGCAGUCUCUGGAGGCCUCUGGCCGCCUGGAAGAUGAGUUUGACAUGUUUGCGCUGACGCGGGGCAGCUCGCUGGCUGACCAACGCAAAGAGGUAAAAUACGAAGCCCCUCAAGCAACAGAUGGCCUGGCCGGAGCCCUGGGUGCCCGGCAGCAGAGCACCGGAGCGAUCCCCGUCACCCAGGCCUGCCUCAUGGAGGACAUCGAGCAGUGGCUGUCCACGGACGUGGGGAACCACGCGGAGGAGCCCAAGGGCGUCACCAGUGAAGAAUUUGACAAGUUCCUGGAAGAACGAGCCAAAGUGGCCGACCGUUUGCCCAGCCUCUCCAGCCCCUCAGCCGAGGGGCCCCCGGGUCCCCCGCCUGGCAGUGCCCCUCGGAAGAAGACCCAGGAGAAAGAUGACGACGUGCUGUUUGCCUUAUGAGUGUGGGGUCUGGCACCCUGCAGCCCGAGCCCCCGCUGCUCCCACACCCUGCGGCGGGGACCUGUCUCUCCUUCAGUGUUAAGGCUGCUUUGGGGGUGG